CUGUGGCGCACGCGCAGAAGUACAAGCUACCGGAAGUGAUGGCACCCCUACUAAAGCCUUGGGGUUAGUACGCGUGCGCAGCAGUCUCUUCUGACAGUCGUGUUGUGCCAAUGGUGGAGAAGAAAACUUCGGUUCGCUCCCAGGACCCCGGGCAGCGGCGAGUGCUGGACCGGGCUGCCCGGCAGCGUCGCAUCAACCGGCAGCUGGAGGCCCUGGAGAAUGACAACUUCCAGGAUGACCCCCACGCGGGACUCCCUCAGCUCGGCAAGAGGCUGCCUCAGUUUGAUGACGAUGCGGACACUGGAAAGAAAAAGAAGAAAACCCGAGGUGAUCAUUUUAAACUUCGCUUCCGAAAAAACUUUCAGGCUCUGUUGGAGGAGCAGAACUUGAGUGUGGCCGAGGGCCCUAACUACCUGACGGCCUGUGCGGGACCCCCAUCGCGGCCCCAGCGCCCCUUCUGUGCUGUCUGUGGCUUCCCAUCCCCCUACACCUGUGUCAGCUGCGGUGCCCGGUACUGCACUGUGCGCUGUCUGGGGACCCACCAGGAGACCAGGUGUCUGAAGUGGACUGUGUGAGCCUGGGCAUUCCCAGAGAGGAAGGGCCGCUGUGCACUGCCCGGCCUUCAGAAAGACAGAGUUUCAUCACCCAAUGCAGGGGGAGCUCUUCCUGGACCAAGGGAGGAGCCGCUCAUUCACCCAACAAAACUGUGUCUUACCUGCCAGGAAAGACCAGCCUCACUCCUGGGAACUGUCUGGCAGGUAGGCUGGGCCCCUCAGUGCUGUUAGAAUAAAAAGCCUCGUGCCGGAA
Molecule: messenger RNA, 807 nt
Organism: Pan troglodytes (chimpanzee)
Lineage: Eukaryota; Metazoa; Chordata; Mammalia; Primates; Hominidae
Gene: ZNHIT1
Product: zinc finger HIT-type containing 1
Exons: 5
Coding region: 111-575 (154 amino acids)
Biological process (GO): chromatin remodeling
Source: RefSeq, a predicted model, not a curated record